Molecule: messenger RNA, 1591 nt
Organism: Micromonas commoda
Lineage: Eukaryota; Viridiplantae; Chlorophyta; Mamiellophyceae; Mamiellales; Mamiellaceae
Exons: 2
Coding region: 1-1434 (477 amino acids)
Biological process (GO): L-serine catabolic process; L-threonine catabolic process
Molecular function (GO): L-serine ammonia-lyase activity; threonine deaminase activity; pyridoxal phosphate binding
Source: RefSeq, a predicted model, not a curated record
AUGAACGCCUGCGUCCUGUCGAUCCAGGCCAAGCCCGCGCUCCGCCUUCGCGGCUCCAAGCCCGUCGCGCGUCGCGCCCGCGUCGCAUCUGUGACCAGGGCCGUCAUCUCCGAUCCCCCUCCGAUCAAGUCCGCGACUAAAUUCACGCAGGACUGGGCGCUCCAGGGCGUCCCCAAGGACGAUGAGAUCGCCGGGACAUUUGUCACCCACCUCGAAUGCUCCCUCACCGGCGAGAAAUACAAAGCCGACGAGCUUCACGGCCUCGCCGACUCCGGCAAGCCCCUCCUCGUCCGCUACGACUUCCAGGCGCUCAAGGGCAAGCUGACCCGCGAGAUCCUCGCUUCCCGCCCGCCCACUUUGUGGAAGUGGCGAGAGAUGCUCCCCGUGCGCAAGGCGGAGGACUGCGUCACCCUCGGCGAGUGGAUGACCCCCAUCGUCGACGCCCCCAAGCUCGCCGCCGAGGCUGGCCUCGAGGAGGGCGGCGCGCUCCUCGUCAAGGAUGAGGGUCGCCUGCCCACCGGCUCCUUCAAGGCCCGCGGCCUCGUCAUGGCCGUCUCCAUGGCGAAGGAGCUCGGCGUGACCCGCAUGGCCAUGCCCACGAACGGCAACGCCGGAGCGGCCAUGUCCGCGUACUGCUCCCGCUGCGGCAUCGAGACGUACAUCUUCGCCCCCGAGGAUACCCCGGACACCAACAUUCGCGAGAUGGCGCUCCAGGGCGCCAACGUCUGGCGCGUCAACGGCUACAUCGACGACUGCGGCAAGAUCGUCGGCGGCGGCAAAGAGGAGAUGAACUGGUUCGACACCUCCACCCUCAAGGAACCGUACAGGAUCGAGGGUAAGAAGACGAUGGGCCUCGAGCUCGUGGAGCAGUUUGGCUGGGACGACCUCCCCGACGUCAUCAUGUACCCCACCGGCGGCGGAACCGGGCUCAUCGGCAUGUGGAAGGCGUUCGGCGAGCUCAAGGAGCUCGGCUUGAUCAAGCCCGAGACCAAGCUGCCCAAGAUGGUCGCCGUCCAGGCCACCGGGUGCGCCCCGAUGGUCAACGCCUACGACGCCGGCGAGGAAUUCGCCACGCGCGUCGACAACGCCUUCACCCGCAGCGCGAUGGGUAUCCGCGUGCCCGCCGCCGUCGGCGAUUUCCUCAUCCUCCGCGCGGUGCGUGAGUCCGGCGGGUGGGCCGUCGCGGUCACCGACGACGCCAUCGACGAGGGACAGACGGAGUUUGCCAAGAAGGAGGGAUUCCUGCUGUGCCCCGAGGGCGCCGCGACCUACGCCGCGUUCAAGAAGGGACUCGCGAACGGCAAGAUCAAGAAGACGGACCGCGUGCUGCUGUUCAACUGCGCCACCGGCCUGAAAUAUCCCAUGCCCCCGUCCAACAACGACAUCGACAGGCACCAGCCCAUCGACUACGGGGUGAUUGCCAAGGGUAUCUAAAGUUUGUCGAAAGCCGACGAACGAGUGUGUAUGAGUAGACGGAGGGGAAAACGUAACACGCCCCGUGUUUAAAACGUAAUACCUCCAGCGUCCUAGGCGGCUGCUGGACUGCGCGAAGCAUUUUUUGGCAAUAAACCAUUGCAUUCUCAUCAUUGAC